GGGGGCGGCCGGGGGCGCCUUCCCGCCGGCGGCGCUGCCUUGCUGCCGGCUGUCAGUCGCCCCGGCGGGGUAGCGCCGCCCGGCCUCCGCCCGCGUUGUGUAGCGUCCGCGUAGCAGCUAGUGCCAGGGAAGGGGGGGCUGCCUGCAUUCUGGCUCUUUCUGUCUCAGCCGCCGCCGGGUGCUUGGCGGCGGCCCUGGGAGCAUCUCGCCUCCCGCCCCGCGCCUCGCUGGAGGGGUGGCCCUUCGGAGGAGGCGGCGUUUGUGCAAAGGCAGCGCCAGGGACCUGAGGGGAGAAAUGAGGGGUCGGGGGUGAGAGUUAAGACUGAGACCGCCGGCUUGACCAUCGCCCCUGCGGCGGGAAGGGUCCACUCCUCUGCCGGUGCUGUGCCCUGUCCAAAGGAUGUACCCGCCUGAGAGACUGGAGACACGACUGUAGAGACCACAGGUGACCCAUGCGUUGCCAUCUUGAAGGUGGUCUUGCUGUGAGAUAGAGAGGGCAGGUGUGCUGUCGUUCUUGCCCGUGCUCCCAGCAGGAGACCCCAGGUGCUGACAUCCCCCUUCCCCGGGGCCUGGCCUGCCUCCUCACAGCCACGCACGUUUUAACCACCAUGUUGGCUAGAUCGGAUCGGAGCAAGAUCAGAUGACAUGGUGGCUGGGACGUCAGCAGCUGGGCCAAGCUGGUGUUCCCACUGUUGUUACUGCUGAUAGCAACUGGUGUGUCUGCAAGAGGCCUGGUGAGAGGCUUAAAGAGAAAUACCAGGGCAGUCGAGCUUUUCACCCAUAUCAAAGCUAUUUUCUCUCCUGAUAUAGCGUCAUGGUUGUGAGCCAGGCAGUCUGUGACCAGUGGGUUGGAUUGAUGUUUGUCAUGAUGACAUGAUGUGAUCUGACACUUCAUGUGCUGAGACUUGCUGUCUCCUUCCUCCAGGUCACCAGGAAGGAUCCUUGCAUUUAUAUAUGCCUGUGCUGAACUGAUCUAAGGAGAAGAAUACUUUGUAUUUAUUUUUUCUUUAGGGUUUACAGUGAUGAAUGAUGCUGCUAUUAAAAUAUUACGUGGGUGCUAAUUUAUUGCAGUAGGGGUGCACUUCUGGCCUCAUAGAGAUAACAGUGUUCUUCUGACCAUGCAACAGCCCUGAAGUGUGCAAUGUUUGGAUCUGUACUGUUCUGUACUUUCUGCCUUCCUCACUCCCCACCUGAGUUCUGCAUUUGUUUCUUCUUUCUUGUGAUACUUAUUCAUUAAUUAUGCUUCUUUCACACUGGCAUGUGGAAGAAUUUCUGCCACCUUUUGUCCCAACACUGCCUUUGGCAUUUUCUUCCUUUUCUAUUCUGUCUUCUCUGUUCCUCUGUUCCUAAUGCUUUUGGUCUGCUCUGUUUGAGCUUCUCUUUCAUAUUUUCUCCUUGGCUAUUUUUUCUUUUCAUCCCUAGUACUGUUCAAGACACUGCAUCUUACUCUGCAAUGUCCCUGCUGCUCUCUAUUUUAAGAUUUACUUGGGGUCCAGGUUUCAGAUCUUUCCACCUCCUAACAUUCUUUUCCAUGAUGCUCCAGGUAGAGUAUUUGGUUAAUGGACACAUCCUGUGCAUUGUAACCUACUGAAUGUAUUUUGUUUACCAAGGCUGCUCCCCUGACUAGUAUUUAUGGCAUUCCCAAAUGUCUUUGACUCUACAUAACUUCAAGAUUCUCUCACCUGCAAUUUUUGACAAAUGGUGAUGGACUCUGACAAGGACUGUACUGAUGUGCAUACAUCGAUAUCAGGCAAACCUCCAAACCCAACUGUUGCUGUUGUUGCUUCUACCCUUGUUGAUGACAGGCAAGAAUCAGAAUGUCUUGGGAAGGAGUCAAGUCACAAGUCAUAAUGAACCGCAAUUUACCAAGAACAGCAGCAAAACACUACAAAUGAGAAAACAGAUCGAUCACAACAGAAGAGGCACUGGUCUAAACAUCAAUCUGUGGCCACCUCACAGCUCUCUGGCAGGUUGUAUGAAGAACAGGUAAAAUGGUGGCAAUCUGGGAAAUCGUCUCGAGAAGCCUCCUGUUUUUGUGACUACAUGUACCUCGUAUCUCAUACCAGCAGUAUUGACGGUGACUUUGAUCAUUUGACUCCUCAUGCCCUGCCUGAGGUGUUCUAUUGCAUUCAAAGAAAACUAGUUCUUUUUCACCUUAAAUAGCAGUAACUGGUGUUUAGUUGUGGUAAGUAAUGUGUGGAAAUGCCUGAUGCCCACCCUUGUUCUUUUCCAGGACAGUGAAGCAACCAAGACCAUCUUUAAAGACUCCUAAUGGUUUUACUCUUGAUUCAGUCAACACUUACAGGGGGCUAGGGAGUUUAGUUAGGUCUGUGUAGAUCCUAGAGGGACACCCAGCAAAGAACUGUGGAAUAACUUUUUUCUUUUUACUUUUUUAAAAUUUGGUUUAUGUGCUGACCCUGUGAUAAUGCCUAAGUACUUCCAGAGAGUGACAUCACUUUUUGAAGUGUAUCGCUGGGUGCUCAGAAACUCAGAAAAUUGGGUCAUUCGCACACGUCUGUAUCUUGAAAGCUGGCAAAGUUUUGCCAUGGGGCUUUCCUUCAGAAGGUUCUUUGUGUUCUGGGGGCUGAAUUUGUCAAUGUUCUGGGAUACAGAAUUGAGAGGUGAGGUUAAAGCCUUUAGCAUGGGGCUAAUGUUAAUAUUUAGGCUUUAUAAAUAAGUUCUCUGUUUUAGUAUUUUGCCUGAUACAACUGCGUGACAAUGCUGAUUAAUAGAAAUAAGUAUAUUUACUUCUUUUUUUUUAAAAAAAGUGAUUGUAGAUAUCCUAUAGCCUUUAUUGAAAGUAAGUAGAUGUAGAGAGGUAGACAGUUUUCUGAAAUACAUCUAGACCUGUAUUCUGACAUCAUCUUUGGCAUUUUGUUAAUCCAAUUCACCUACAGAUAUCUGACAGCAAACCAUGGCAGCCACAGUAAACUGUGCAUCUUGCUGUGAAUUGUUCUUUGUUGGAUACUGUGAAACAUGGUCUGUUUUCUUUGAAAAUAUGCCUGCCUUCAUACUCUUUCCCCUGCCCCAGCAAGAGAAAGUAGCAUCACAAAAUACAUUUAUGAAGUAAUUCCUUUCUUAAUCUAACCUAAUCUAUAUUACUUUUUAUAGGGGUCUUUGUGACAGUUAAAAAAAAAAAAAAGUGUCUGUCUUUAAACAAUCUGGUAAAUUGACCUGCAAAUCAGACUGAAGUGCAGAUAAUGCUCAGAAAGAAUGACGUGUGGGACAAAGAGAGGAAAACUGGUCUUGAGCUGCUAAAGUAAACUUCUGUAACCUGGAGUGAAACACAUCAUAACCAAAUGUAACUACCCCAGUGGUUUUCGGGGUGUGUAGGAGGCUAGUUAUGGCUGGUCUCACAGAGGCAGGGGUAACCUACUGCAGAGCACAGGCCUGUGUGGUGGCCUGAAAGGCUCUGAUCUUGUUCCUAGCUAUAGUGAGGCAAUCUGAGUACGCGUCACAAAACUUAUGUUUUCAGUUUUUUGGAGGGAAGAGUAGUGAUAGAUUUUAAUUAGCCAUUAAUGUCACCUUAAAAUAAAUUUGUCAAGUAAAACACUUGAAAGUAAGGGAAUAUAAUUAAAGUUGCUUAUGCAUCCUAAGUUCAUUACUUUUUCAUAUACAUUAUGACUGUCGCUAAUUGGAUUUUUACUUGCUGUUUUCCCAUAGAUCCCAGCCCUAUUCAGUCAUAUGAUGGGCUUUCUGUGUGUGAUGAAGCAGUGUAAUAUUGUGAGGGAGGCUUUUGUCUGUCGAAAUUGGGAAGUUGCUUCCAAAAUCCGUUACCUUCAGGAAUACCACAACCGGGUUCUCCACAAUAUUUACCCUGUGCCCUCUGGAACUGACAUUGCAAAUACUCUGAAAUACUUUUCUCAGACGUUAUUGAGCAUUUUGUCCCGCACAGGGAAGAAGGAGAAUCAAGAUGCCUCCAAUUUGACAGUGCCCAUGACCAUGUGUCUUUUUCCUGUGCCAUUCCCACUCACCCCAUCUCUAAGACCACAGGUCAGUUCCAUCAACCCUACUGUUACUCGCUCCCUCCUUUACAGCGUCCUGCGAGAUGCUCCAUCUGAACGUGGCCAGCAAAGUCGUGAUGCUCAGUUAUCAGACUACCCAUCUUUGGACUAUCAAGGACUUUACGUGACACUGGUGACACUGCUGGAUCUAGUUCCCUUGCUACAACAUGGUCAACAUGAUCUUGGGCAAUCAAUUUUUUACACUACUACUUGCUUACUUCCUUUUCUGAAUGAUGAUAUUUUGAGUACUUUACCCUAUACAAUGAUUUCAACACUAGCUACCUUCCCUCCGUUUCUGCACAAGGAUAUUAUAGAGUAUCUCAGCACAUCUUUUCUGCCUAUGGCUAUAUUGGGAUCCUCAAAAAGAGAAGGUGUUCCAGCACAUGUCAAUCUAUCUGCGUCAUCAAUGCUAAUGAUUGCAAUGCAGUACACAUCAAACCCGGUGUAUCACUGCCAAUUAUUGGAAUGCCUCAUGAAAUAUAAGCAAGAAGUAUGGAAAGAUUUGCUAUAUGUGAUAGCCUAUGGACCAUCUCAAGUUAAACCUCCAGCAGUACAAAUGUUAUUUCACUAUUGGCCCAACUUAAAACCCCCUGGGGCAAUCAGUGAGUACAGAGGACUGCAGUACACAGCCUGGAAUCCCAUUCAUUGCCAGCACAUUGAAUGCCAUAAUGCAAUCAACAAACCAGCCGUGAAGAUGUGCAUUGACCCAUCCUUGUCUGUGGCGUUGGGUGAUAAGCCACCUCCCCUAUAUCUCUGUGAAGAAUGCAGCCAGAGAAUUGCAGGGGAUCACAGUGAAUGGCUGAUUGAUGUGCUUCUACCACAAGCUGAAAUUUCUGCUAUAUGUCAGAAGAAGAACUGUAGUUCACAUGUCAGAAGAGCUGUUGUCACGUGCUUCUCAGCGGGCUGCUGUGGCCGCCAUGGCAACAGACCAGUGCGUUAUUGCAAAAGAUGCCACUCAAAUCAUCACAGCAGUGAAGUUGGGGCAGCUGCAGAAACCCAUCUUUAUCAGACCUCACCACCCCCUAUCAAUACCCGGGAGUGUGGGGCAGAGGAACUUGUGUGUACUGUGGAAGCUGUGAUCAGCUUGCUGAAGGAAGCAGAGUUUCAUGCUGAGCAGAGAGAGUAUGAACUCAACCGCAGGAGACAGAUGGGCCUCUCCUCUUCCCAUCACUCCCUGGACAACACAGACUUUGAUAAUAAAGAUGAUGACAAGCAUGACCAGCGCCUCCUGAGCCAGUUUGGAAUCUGGUUCUUGGUGAGCCUUUGCACUCCCAGUGAGAAUACACCCACAGAGAGUUUAGCAAGGCUGGUUAGCAUGGUAUUCCAGUGGUUUCACUCUACAGCUUACAUGAUGGAUGAUGAAGUUGGUAGCCUCGUUGAAAAGCUCAAACCCCAGUUUGUUACUAAGUGGUUGAAGACUGUUUGUGAUGUCCGGUUUGAUGUCAUGGUUAUGUGCCUCCUUCCUAAACCAAUGGAGUUUGCCAGGGUUGGUGGAUACUGGGACAAAUCGUGUAGUGCUGUGACCCAAUUAAAAGAAGGGCUGAAUCGAAUCCUUUGCUUGAUUCCAUACAAUGUGAUAAACCAGCCGGUGUGGGAAUGUAUCAUGCCAGAGUGGUUGGAAGCUAUAAGGACCGAAGUGCCUGAUAACCAACUGAAAGAGUUCCGGGAAGUGUUGAGCAAAAUGUUUGACAUUGAACUUUGCCCUCUUCCCUUCUCCAUGGAGGAGAUGUUUGGCUUCAUUAGCUGUCGAUUCACUGGGUAUCCAUCCUCUGUGCAAGAGCAAGCAUUGCUUUGGCUUCAUGUGUUAUCUGAACUAGACAUCGUUGUUCCUCUUCAAUUACUAAUCAGCAUGUUUUCUGAUGGAGUUAAUUCUGUAAAAGAGUUAGCAAAUCAAAGAAAAUCGAGAGUCAGUGAACUGGCAGGAAAUCUUGCAGCUCGGAGGGUAAGUGUUGCUUCUGACCCUGGGCGCAGAGUUCAGCACAACAUGCUGAGUCCUUUCCCAAGCCCUUUCCAGAGCCCAUUUCGGAGUCCAAUGCGGAGUCCUUUUCACAGCCCUUUCAAGAACUUUGGACACCCCAGUGGAAAGACAAUUGAUUUUGACUGUGAAGAUGAUGAAAUGAAUCUUAAUUGCUUCAUUCUGAUGUUUGAUCUCAUCUUGAAGCAGAUGGAACUCCAGGAUGAUGGUGUCACUUUGGGCUUAGAUAACAGCAUUUCAAAAGAUAUAAUAUCCAUCAUAAACAAUGUGUUCCAGGCACCCUGGGGUGGUUCUCACACCUGUCAGAAAGAUGAAAAAGCUGUUGAAUGUGGUCUGUGUCAGUCCAGCAUUCUGUGUUACCAGCUGGGUUUUGAGCUGCUGGAACAGCUUGCUCCAAAAGAAGAAAUCAGGCUUGUGGAGCCCACAGAUAACCUCGAGGAUAGUCUUCUGUAUACUAGACCUGAGUUUAUUAUAGGAACUGAAGGAGAAGAGGAAAACAAAUUGGCCCCAAAGCAUGGAGAAAACCCAGGAAAUCACACAGAGACCACAGAAAAUGCUGCGAUAAAGAAUGACACAGAAAGAAAAUUUUGUUACCAGCAACUUCCAGUUACCUUGAAGCUCAUCUACACUAUAUUGCAGGAAAUGUCAAGGUUUGAAGAACCAGACAUUCUUUUUAACAUGCUGAACUGUCUGAAGAUCCUGUGUCUUCAUGGGGAAUGCCUGUAUAUAGCAAGAAAGGACCAUCCACAAUUUCUUGCCUAUAUUCAAGAUCACAUGCUGAUUGCAAGCUUAUGGGGAGUUGUGAAGUCUGAAUUUUCUCAGCUUUCUUCCCUGGCAGUCCCACUUCUUCUUCAUGCACUUUCGCUUCCCCAUGGAGCUGACAUUUUCUGGACAAUCAUAAACAGCAAUUUCAAUAGCAAAGACUGGAAGAUGAGAUUUGAAGCAGUGGAGAAGGUGGCUGUGUUGUGCAGAUUUUUGGAUAUUCACUCUGUGACAAAAAAUCACCUACUGAAGUAUUCUUUGGCUCAUGCAUUCUGCUGUUUCCUGGCUGCUGUGGAAGAUGUCAACCCAGCAGUAGCUACAAGAGCUGGGCUAUUACUUGACACCAUAAAGAGGCCAGCUUUACAGGGUCUCUGCCUCUGCCUUGAUUUCCAGUUUGACACAGUUGUCAAGGACAGACCCACAAUUCUUAGUAAGCUUUUGCUACUUCAUUUUCUAAAAGCAGAUAUUCCAGCUUUGAGCUGGGAGUUCUUUGUGAAUCGCUUUGAGACCUUGUCUCUGGAAGCACAGCUUCAUCUGGACUGCAACAAAGAAUUCCCUUUCCCAACAACUAUCACUGCUGUCCGGACAAAUGUCGCCAACCUCAGUGAUGCAGCAAUGUGGAAGAUCAAGAGGGCUCGUUUCGCACGUAAUCGUCAGAAGAGUGUGCGUUCCCUGAGGGACAGUGUGAAGGGGCCAGUGGAGUCAAAGAGAGCGCUCUCCCUUCCAGAAACCUUAACCACCAAAAUUCCUGUGAGCUUGACCAGACACGAGCAGUCUGCUCCAGCACUUGGAGGAACACCAGAGCAAACACCAGGACAACCCUCCCCAGAGAAUGAUAAUACAAUAAAAGACCUGCUGCCAGAGGAUGCUGGGAUUGAUCACCAAACUGUCCACCAGCUCAUUACUGUGCUAAUGAAGUUCAUGGCAAAGGAUGAGAGCAGUGCUGAGUCGGACAUCAGCAGCGCUAAAGCUUUCAACACAGUCAAGCGCCAUCUGUACGUCCUACUUGGUUAUGAUCAGCAGGAAGGAUGCUUCAUGAUUGCACCACAAAAAAUGCGUGUUUCGACUUGCUUUAAUGCCUUUAUUGCUGGAAUAGCACAAGUGAUGGACUAUAAUAUCAACCUGGGAAAACACCUUCUUCCCUUGGUGGUGCAGGUGCUGAAAUAUUGCACUUGUCCUCAGCUAAGGCAUUACUUUCAGCAGCCUCCUCGCUGCUCCCUCUGGUCCCUCAAACCUCACAUUCGGCAGAUGUGGUUAAAGGCUUUGCUUGUCAUUCUCUAUAAGUACCCCUACAGAGACUGUGAAAUCAGCAAGAUUGUACUUCACCUAAUCCACAUCACGGUCAAUACCCUCAACGCUCAAUAUCACAGCUGCAAGCCUCAUGCAACUGCUGGUCCUUUGUAUAGUGACAACAGUAACAUAAGCCGAUACAGUGAAAAGGAAAAAGAGGAAGACAGUGUUUUUGAUGAAUCUGAUAUUCAUGAUACACCAACUGGACCUUGCAAUAAAGAAUCUCAAACUUUCUUUGCAAGACUGAAAAGAAUUGGUGGCAGCAAAAUGGUGAAAUAUCAACCAGUUGAGAUGAAUGCUCAGAGAAGUGAAAUAGAGCUGGCUGAAUAUAGAGAGACGGGGGCCUUACAAGACAGUAUUCUGCGCUGUGUGAGAGAAGAAAGCAUUCAGAAAAAGAAACUGCGCUCUCUAAAACAAAAAUCUCUUGAUAUAGGGAAUGCAGACUCCCUGUUGUUUUCAUUAGAUGAACAUCGCAGGAAGUCCUGCAUAGACCGGUGUGACUUAGAAAAACCACCUGUCCCUGCUGCUUAUGCCAUACACAGGCAGAGUGAUUAUGGACGAUCUCGGCAGAAUUCUUCUACUAAAGCUGAAAACAUAGAAACACAAGAAAAUCUUCCUUGUACAGAGAGUUUCCAGGAGACAAGAAGACCUGUCAUACCAGAAGUUAGGUUAAACUGCAUGGAAACAUAUGAAGUGAAAGUGGACUCUCCGGUUAAACCUGCUGGUCCCAAGGAAGAUUUAGAUCUGAUAGAUUUGUCCUCUGACUCAACAUCAGGUCCUGAAAAGCAGUCAGUACUCUCCACUUCAGACAGUGACUCUUUAGUCUUUGAACCACUUCCUCCCCUUAGAAUAGUGGAGAGUGAUGAAGAAGAAGAAACAACAAACCAGCUGAAUGACGAGGUCUCUGGCAAAACUGCUGGGUCAUCUCCCUCAACUCCUAUCAAUGUCUCUGCACUCAGUCUCAGCACAACUCCUCUGGUCCAGUUCAGCAUUGAAGAUUGCUCCAGAGACUUUAGUUCUAAGGAUACAAGCAAUAAUGCUUCAUCAGGAAUAGAGGAGUUCUCUUCCACUUCUCUGAAAGAUCAAAAGGACUCUUCUGAGUUAGUUAAGCCAGAAGAACUUCAGGACACAUCCUGUGGGAACCCACUAACACUGAAACAGAAAAGGGACCUGCUGCAGAAGUCAUUUGCCCUUCCAGAAAUGUCCCUUGAUGAUAACUCUGAGCUCAGUAUGGAGGAAAUUAGACCUAGUGGAGCAAUUCCAAGCCCAAAUGUAAAGACAGUCCUUAUUAAAGUCCCUGAAGAUUCAGAAAACCAAACAGAAGGUGAUAAAUUUGAUACCAACACAGAGUCUGACACCGAACAAAACAUGGAGCAGAAACAAGGAGAGGAGACUGAGGAGUCAGAAUUUAAGAUUCAGAUUGUUCCUCGCCAGAGGAAGCAGAGGAAGAUUGCUGUGAGUGCUAUUCAGAGAGAAUACCUGGACAUAUCCUUUAACAUCCUUGACAAGCUGGGAGAGCAGAAGGAGGCAGAUCCUGCUGCCAAAGGACUUUCAACACUAGAAAUGCCGAGAGAGUCAUCAUCUGCACCAACCCUUGAAGCAGGUGUCCCGGAGACAAGCAGUCACUCUUCCAUAUCAACUCAGUUCAGACAAAUGAAAAGAGGCUCUUUGGGAGCUCUGACAAUGAACCAGCUAAUGAAGAGGCAGCUGGAACACCAGUCUAGUGCUCCCCACAAUAUCAGCACUUGGGAUACUGAGCAGAUACAGCAUGGAAAGCGGCUGUGCAAUGUCCCUGUUUGCCUAAACCCCGACUUGGAGGGACCACCACUAAGGAUCAGAGGUGCCACAAAAUCUAGCCUGCUGUCAGCACCCAGUAUAGUCAGUAUGUUUGUACCUGCACCGGAAGAAUUUGCUGAUGACCAGCCCACUGUGAUGACUGACAAGUGCCAUGACUGUGGGGCUAUUCUUGAAGAAUAUGAUGAAGAAACAUUAGGCCUGGCCAUAGUUGUGCUCUCAACCUUCAUUCACCUUAGUCCAGACUUGGCUGCUCCUCUGCUGUUGGACAUCAUGCAGUCUGUAGGAAGGUUGGCAUCAAGUACCAGUUUUUCUAAUCAAGCAGAAAGCAUGAUGAUCCCUGGAAAUGCUGCAGGUGUCGCCAAGCAGUUCCUCCGCUGUGUGUUCCAUCAGCUGGCUCCAAACGGCAUCUUCCCGCAGCUCUUCCAGAGCAAUAUUAAAGAUGGAAGUUUUCUACGGACCUUGGCCACAUCUCUUAUGGACUUCAGUGAGCUGAGUUCCAUCGCUGCUCUGAGCCAGCUGUUAGAGGGUUUAAACAACAAAAAGAAUUUACCAGCAGGGGGUGCAAUGCUACGCUGUUUGGAAAAUAUUGCUACCUUUAUGGAGGCCUUGCCGAUGGAUUCGCCAAGCAACCUCUGGACCACAAUUAGUAAUCAGUUUCAGACCUUCCUUACUAAACUUCCUUGUGUUCUGCCACUUAAGUGUUCUUUAGAUUCUAGUUUAAGAAUUAUGAUUUGCUUAUUGAAGAUACCUACCACUAGUGCCACCAGGAGUCUUCUGGAGCCUUUUUCAAAAUUAUUAAGCUUUGUAAUUCAGAAUGCUGUCUUCACUCUGGCCUACCUGGUGGAACUGUGUGGUUUGUGCUACCGAGCCUUCACUAAGGAAAGGGACAAAUUCUACUUGACGCGCAGUGUCAUCUUGGAGUUACUGCAGGCACUCAAGUUAAAGUCACCCUUACCAGACAUGAAUCUGCUGCUGUUGGUGCAGUUUGUUUGUGCAGAUGCUGGAACAAAACUAGCUGAGUCAACAAUCUUGCAUAAACAGAUGAUUGCCUCUAUGCCUGGAUGUGGAACAGCAGCAAUGGAAUGCAUGAGGCAAUAUGUUGGGGAAGUGCUGGAUUUCAUUGCAGAUAUGCAUACCUUAACCAAAUUAAAGAGUCACAUGAAGACUUGUUCUCAGCCACUGCAUGAAGACACAUUUGGUGGACAUCUGAAAGUUGGAUUAGCUCAGAUUGCUGCUAUGGAAAUCACAAGGGGAAACCACAGAGACAACAAAGCUGUGAUCAGAUAUCUGCCUUGGCUUUACCACCCCCCUUCUGCAAUGCAACAAGGGCCCAAAGAGUUCAUAGAAUGUGUCUCUCACAUUCGUUUGCUGUCCUGGCUACUUCUGGGGUCUCUGACACACAAUGUUGUCUGUCCAAAUUCUCCAUCAUCUUGCAUGCCUAUUCCACUGGAUGCGGGUUCACAAAUUGCUGACCACCUUAUUGUUAUUCUGAUUGGGUUUCCAGAGCAAUCAAAGACAUCUGUUCUGCACAUGUGUUCCCUCUUCCAUGCAUUUAUAUUUGCUCAGCUCUGGACAGUGUACUGUGAACAAACAGCAGUAGCUCCAACAGUCCAGAAUCAGAACGAAUUUAGCUUUACAGCAAUCCUUACAGCCCUGGAGUUCUGGAGCCGUGUGACACCUAGCAUCCUACAGCUAAUGGCACAUAACAAAGUGAUGGUGGAAAUGGUGUGCCUGCAUGUGAUUAGUUUAAUGGAGGCUUUACAGGAAUGCAACUCCACUAUCUUCGUAAAGCUCAUACCAAUGUGGUUGCCAAUGAUACAGUCAAACCUAAAGCAUUUAUCUGCUGGACUCCAGCUACGCCUCCAAGCCAUCCAGAGCAAUGUCAACCAUCACAGCCUAAGGAUGUUACAGGGGUCAGGCCAAAUGAACAAUAGCUCAUCUGUGCUCCGCAAAUGGCUACAGUGUACCCAGUUUAAAAUGGCUCAAGUGGAAAUUCAGUCGUCAGAAGCUGCAUCUCAGUUUUAUCCUUUAUGAUUCAUGUCAUUUAUUCCAAAUGUUCGUUUAUAGCCUAGCAAUAACAGGGUUAGAGCCGUAAAAGACCUUUUGUAUAAAUCAGCAUACUGAGUAUAUACUGUAUCUAUACUUUUUAGCAUAGGACAGAUUGUGGAAAAGCUUACAAUGGGUGAAGCUAAGAGCCUAGCCUGAUCCUGCCAGUCUUUAAUUACACUUACUCAGGAUCACAGGUUCACAAGUCUGCAUUCAUGAACAUGUAUUUGCAGGAUUAGACUCAAAUCUUUCACAUUGUACAUAUCUCUCUGAUCAUUGAAAUAUCUUGUUCUUAAAUGUUUCUUUACAUUAUUUUUGAAGCUAAGAUAAAAAACACUUUUCUUUAACUUCUAUUUUUUUUAAAAAUAGAAUUGUGGGUAUUCACAAGCAUACGGAAGUGCUACGUUGCUAUUUUUUGACGAUAACAAAAGAAAACAGGGUUUUUAGGAACCUUUAUAGGAGUUUUUUUGGGGGGUGUCUUUUUUUUUUUAGAUUCACAGCUGGCAAUGCAAUAAAACCUGUCACUAUAACCAGUGAAACCAGUGAUGUUCUAAUGAGGCUUUUUGUCAUGAUCUUCUGGGAACACAGCAGCUUGUAAGGAGAGUUAGUAUAAAGUGCACUUAGAAUUAGGUUGUUAAACUGUGCCAAUUCAUUUGUCUUUUUCUUCAGUACUGUUUUCCAAAACUGCCAAGUCUGAUUUAUUAUUUUUUGAAAUAUUGCUUUUACUUCAUUGAUUCUGUGCUGCUCUUUGUAGGUUUCAUAGAGCCUCUUUAAUUUUGUGACUACUGUAUUGUAUUCUUCUGUCAGUACUUGUACACAGUACAAAUAAAAAUGGGUAUCCCAGA
This is a messenger RNA of Phalacrocorax carbo (great cormorant), 12719 nucleotides long. The record is from RefSeq and is a predicted model, not a curated record. NCBI's taxonomy places the organism in Eukaryota, Metazoa, Chordata, Aves, Suliformes, Phalacrocoracidae.